GGCGGAGGGCGGACCGGCGUCAUGCGUGGCGCUGCUCCACGGCGUGUCCGUAUCCCGCGAGGGCCGCCUCUCCUGCCCGCUGCAGUGCGGGGCGCUGCUGGCGGGGCUGCUGCCGCCCGCAUGGCCGCAACCCGCGGAGGCGGCGGGGGCGGCGAUGAGGUCGGCGAUGGAGGCGGCGGCGGGGGGAGAGGCGGGGACGGCGGCGGGUGGUGCGAAGGCGGCGGCAGCACCCUGGUUCGCAGGAGCGGGAGCAGGGGGAGGUGGUGCGGUGCGGCCGUACGACAUGCUGCUGCGGGGCACCCUGGAGCAGCCGGCGGUGACAGCCCUGGAUGACAAGCUGGAUGCGGAGUCCGUGUUUUCCGCCUGCCGCUCCGGGCAGCUGCCCCCCUGGGUGCGCCACGUGGUGGCCGACCACGCGGAGUUCAUCGAGCUGCUGCCGCACCACCUGCACGCAUGGCU
This is a messenger RNA of Astrephomene gubernaculifera, 459 nucleotides long. The record is from the annotation of a GenBank genome assembly. Lineage: Eukaryota; Viridiplantae; Chlorophyta; Chlorophyceae; Chlamydomonadales; Astrephomenaceae.